Amphimedon queenslandica is the source of this 970-nucleotide messenger RNA. RefSeq names its product ras-like GTP-binding protein RHO. The transcript is spliced from 3 exons. Bases 155 to 733 code for a protein of 192 amino acids. Lineage: Eukaryota; Metazoa; Porifera; Demospongiae; Haplosclerida; Niphatidae. Gene Ontology annotation, molecular function: GTPase activity; GTP binding. The record is from RefSeq and is a predicted model, not a curated record. Gene Ontology annotation, biological process: small GTPase-mediated signal transduction.
GAGUUAGUAUACGGACAUAAACGAGUUAACGACAUUGUUCUUCUUCGGGGGCUGUGUGUCUUCUGAGUCUUUCUGUGGGAGAAAUCAAGAGAAGAGAAGGACUAAGCCGCUUUUACCUCUUUAUUUUCUUAGCAACUGUCAAUUAUACUAGAGGAUGGCCAGUACACGAAAGAAACUUGUAAUCGUUGGUGAUGGAGCAUGUGGUAAAACAUGCUUACUCAUUGUCUUUUCAAAAGAUCAGUUCCCUGAAGUAUAUGUUCCUACUGUUUUUGAAAAUUAUGUUGCUGAUAUUGAAGUAGAUGGAAAAUGUGUGGAACUUGCUUUGUGGGAUACUGCUGGUCAGGAGGACUAUGACAGGCUACGUCCUCUGUCAUAUCCAGACACUGAUGUUAUCCUUAUGUGUUUUUCGAUUGAUAGUCCAGAUUCUUUGGAAAAUAUCCCUGAGAAAUGGACUCCUGAAGUGAGACACUUCUGUCCAACAGUUCCCAUCGUUUUGGUUGGAAAUAAGAAAGAUCUACGCUAUGAUGAAGGCACACGCCGGGAACUCUCAAAAUCAAAGCAGGAACCGGUAAAAACGGAAGAAGGCCGUGCCAUGGCUGAUAAGAUUGGGGCCUACAAUUAUUUGGAGUGCUCAGCCAAACUGAAUGAGGGGGUUCGAGAAGUUUUUGAAACAGCAACCCGAGCUGCUUUGGCAACAAAAAAGAAGAAGAAAGGGAAAUGCAAUCUUCUUUAAAUGAUUUCAUUUGUUUGUGAACUUAAGUACUUAUUUAACAAUACACACCGUAUUUUCAUUAAUUAUUCAUUCUUGUAUGUUAGACGUAAUUAUUUGUACACUUAAAAUUAGGUAGUUUAGCCGUGCAUACAUGUGUAUAAUAAUUUAAUAUCUGUUUUGGUGUGUAUUAGUUAUUUCUUUGACAGUUAUGUUAAUUUUAAAUUGAAAAGUAGCCUCUUAACAUGACAAAUUCUACUG